Messenger RNA from Paramecium primaurelia, 934 nucleotides. Lineage: Eukaryota; Ciliophora; Oligohymenophorea; Peniculida; Parameciidae. The record is from the annotation of a GenBank genome assembly.
AGAUAUUAGCAAAGUAUUUUAAGGUUUAUUGAUAAUCAGAUCUAUAUCAUGUAAUAAUAGUAAUAAUACAAUGGCCAAAUUAUGAGUUCAUUAAUGUGCAAGAGUCUUUUAUGAUCGUUUGAUAAGUGUUUAAGAUAAACUUUGGUAUUAGAAUACAGAAGGUGAAUUAUUCAUUAGGUUAAGUAUAAUUAUGAAUUAUUGAAUCUGUACUUUAGUGUUAAUAAGGAUGAUAUAUGGCAGAAUUUUAUCUUGUUUACAAAUCAUAUAUAUAAUCUUAAUAAUAAUGGCAAAAAAAUGAAAUUUACACAUCUAUACAAAACCUAAAUCAUAUUUAGAUUAAAUAUAACUUUAUGCUUAUUUAUUAAUUUAAAAAUAAUAAGAACAUGGAUUGGUUUAAAUAAAAUUAGCUGAUUGAUUGUAUAAAUUAUUCAAGGCUAAUGAGACAGCGGCAAUUUUAAAAGUUGAAAUGCAAGAGAUAAAACCAUAAUUAAUUGAAUAAUCUGGAGUAUUGUAAAUACAUUCUAGAAAAUACAAGAUUCCAAUUAAUAAACUUAAUUUCAAAUUUAAAGUGUUGGAUAUAGAAUAAGAUAGAAUCAGAGAUGAAAUUAAAGAUGGAGUAUAUGUAUAUGGUCUUUAUUUGGAAGAAGCGCAAUUGGAUUAUUAACAUGAAAACUUUAAUUGAAUAAUAAGUAGGUUAAAUUUAUUAAUCUCUGUCAUGAUGUAUUUCUAACCAAUCGAGGAAUAAUAGAUUGGUGAAGAAUAUUAUAAGUAAUAUUAUGUAAUCAAUAUUUACUUGCCCUUGUUAUAAAACUUCAAAUAUCUCUCAACUACAGGUUAAUCUACAAAUUUCGUUUUAAUAAUUGAAAUAUAUAUUUAUAUUCUAGGAUUUGAUGAGUAAUAAAUAGAAACUAGAGUAUUGAACCUUAAGAGGAGC